CUGCAAGCCUGCGCCGAAAGCAUCAACCCACGUCUCCGCCAGCCGCUAUGCCGCGGAGCAAGAAGCAACGAGCGUCUGCGGCCACCGUCGCAAGCCCAAUUUCAGCUCGACCUGCCAAAGCUAAGGCAUCGACCGUCGACGAUCGAGCCGCAAGCAUUCUGAGGCAAUGCCCACUUUCCGACACCUUUUGCGAGGGCCUGGCCGAGCAUCCAGAAAAGUUCCUGAUGAAGGACGAGCGGUUCUCGGGCGCCAUCAUGGCGGCCUCCAAAUGGCUCUUUGAUUUUGCCAAACUGUCGGAACCAACCAAGAUGAGCCCACUCGACGAGCUCAUGAUCGAUGGAUUUGAUUCCGAGCAAGUGUGGGAGCAGAUCCAGCUCCAGAAUGUCCCCAUGACUGCGUAUCUAAGCGAAAAGGUUCAGACCAUCAUUGAAAAUGGCGAUGUUGCAAUCGACGACGAAGACGACGAGCUGAGCGACAGUGAGCUCCCGCACAUGGAGGAGGACGAUGAUCUCGAAGACGCUGAAGCCAUGGACAGCGACGAUGAGUUGGACGGGCUCGAAGAUGAAGACGAAGAUGAAGACGAGGGCUUUGGCGAUGAUGGCGAUGAUGGCGACGAACUGGACGGCGACGAACUGGACGGCGACAUCGACCUCGAUGAAGAAGGUGACAACGAAGACGCUGAUGAUGAUGAAGAUCUUGGUGAAGACUUGGACCUUCCUGUAAAGCACAAGGGCAGAGCUGCCAAUGUCCGUCCAAAGAAGCAGUACGAGCAGACCGAGGUGGACGACGAGUUUUUCUCGCUCAGAGAGAUGGAGGAUUUUGCUGAACGCGCCGAGGCUCGUGACAUUCGAAAAGCCGAGCGCUCGGACGAAGAAGACGACGAAGACGACGAGUUUGAUAUGGGAAAAGAUUUCCUAACGCAAGACCCGGACGCGAUGGAAGAUAGCGAGGACGACAAUGACGAUCUUGAUGAUCUCGAUGCCUCCAAUAAUAUCACAUACGAAGAGUUCUUUGGUCCACGCGAGACCAAGAAGAAGGUCCAUUUUGGGGCGAAUGAGGCCACUCGCAAGUCGGCAAAGGGCGAUGGCGACAGCCACUCGGCCGCGACCGGGUUCCUGCCCUUCCCCGGUGCCAACCCCAGACAACCCGGGGACGCAGAGGACGCCAAGGCCGCAGAGAACACCGAAGACGCGGAGGACGGCGACGACAACAAGAUCACUGCCGACAAAGUCAAGGAUCUGUUUGACGCAGCCUUUGAUGAAGCUGAGGAUCAGGGGCUUUCGACAUUUGAGAAGCAGCAGCUGAAGCUGCAGGAGCAGAUCAAGGAAGUCGAAGCCGAGGCUCUGGCCGAAAAAUCCUGGACGAUGCGCGGCGAGGCUGGGUCCAAGACACGCCCCAUGAACUCGCUGCUGGAAGAAGAGCUCGAUGUCGAAUUGGCGGCCAAGCCCGUUCCGGCCAUCACGGAAGAGAAGACCAAGAGCCUGGAGGACCUGAUUAAGCAACGCAUCAAGGACAACCUGUUUGAUGACGUCGAGAAGAAGAUACCAACCAAGCCCCGCGAGUUUGAUCCCAACCGUCGAAUCGAGCUCAAUGACCAAAAGAGCAGCAGGUCGCUUGCCGAAGAGUACGAGGACGAUUACAUGCGACAAAAGCAAGCAGCGGCCUCAGGCGGCGCCACGGUAACGGCCAAGGACGAAGCACUGCAGAAGCAGCACGAGGAGAUUGAUGAGCUGUUCUCGAGCCUCUGCCACAACCUCGACAUCCUGUCCAACUGGCACUUCACACCGAAGCGAGCGACGGUCGACCUCGAGGUCCUGCCGUCUGUGUCGGUGCCAGCGAUCCAGAUGGAAGAGGUUACGCCUGCUGCCGUCUCGGACGCGGCCCUCCUGACAGCCAAGGAGGUCUAUGCGGGCCAGGUGGGAAAGAGCGAGGAAGAGAAAACAAGCGAAGACCGGAAGCGCGAGCGCAACAAGCGCAAGGCGAUCAUGCGCAAGGAAAAGGCCGAGAAAGAGCGCAACCGCAAGAUCAUGGAGAAGAGCCAUCCCGAGAAGAUCGACACUGGCAAGCGGGCCAAGGAGAAGGCUGUCGAGUCGCUCAUGGGCCAGAAGAAUGUGACGAUCAUUGGCGACGCCUCGAAGCUGAAAAAGGGCAAGAAGAACGUGCAAGCUCGUCUGGUCGAGAAGGGCGGGGCCGUGACCGAGUCCAAGAAGACAGAGCGGGCAGAGAACCUGCGGCUCUGAAGUGCGGUAUUGGGGUCGCCUUGCUUAUGCCGUUACAGCGGGACACAUUGUCACUUUCGGACAACAACACGCCGUGGCUGGAUCAUAUCAGUAGGGUUCACGGGGCAGGCGAUGGCGAUGAGCGGGAGCGUGUAGUUUGAGGGCCGAUCGCAUCUGAUCAUAUCUGGUCGCAUCUGGU
Molecule: messenger RNA, 2418 nt
Organism: Polychytrium aggregatum
Lineage: Eukaryota; Fungi; Chytridiomycota; Chytridiomycetes; Polychytriales
Product: U3 small nucleolar ribonucleoprotein complex, subunit Mpp10
Exons: 4
Coding region: 48-2240 (730 amino acids)
Biological process (GO): rRNA processing
Cellular component (GO): nucleus; small-subunit processome; Mpp10 complex
Source: RefSeq, a predicted model, not a curated record